This is a messenger RNA of Rhinolophus ferrumequinum (greater horseshoe bat), 2516 nucleotides long. It is a transcript of the gene RBM23, whose product is annotated as RNA binding motif protein 23. The record is from RefSeq and is a predicted model, not a curated record. Bases 187 to 1500 code for a protein of 437 amino acids. Lineage: Eukaryota; Metazoa; Chordata; Mammalia; Chiroptera; Rhinolophidae. Gene Ontology annotation, molecular function: RNA binding. The transcript has 13 exons. Gene Ontology annotation, cellular component: nucleus. Gene Ontology annotation, biological process: mRNA processing.
UUUUUGCAGCAGGGAUGGAAGAAAGCUCUGUAGUGUCUUAAUGGUUGCGAUCGAAUGGACCUUGACCCAUAAGUUGGGACAUGGAGAGUGUUUGAAAACUACCAGUCUGAACAUGCAUUGUUUGAGACUUGCUGCUUUUAGGACAUUUAGAAAGCUACACGAAACUCAGUGAGAUUAUCUGCUACAAUGGCAUCUGAUGACUUUGAUAUAGUGAUCGAGGCCAUGCUGGAGGCUCCCUACAAAAAAGAAGAGGAUGAGCAGCAAAACAAAGAGGUUAAAAAAGACGGCCCUGGAAACACCACCCCCAGCACUGGCAACAGUGGCAGUGGGAGCAGCAGCACCAGUGGGGAGGCAAGCAAGAAGAAGAGGAGUCGGAGCCAUAGUAAAAGCAGGGAUAGAAAGCGCAGUCGUAGUCGGGACCGGGAUCGGCAUAGGCGGAGAAACAGUCGAGAUCGGCAGCGUCGUCACCGCAGCCGUAGCCGGGAUCGUCGACAUAGUAGUGAGUCCCGAAGUCGGGACAGGCGGCGUGAGGAUCGUGUUCGCUACAGGAGUCCACCACUUGCCACUGGGCGUAGGUAUGGACACAGUAAGAGUCCUCAUUUCAGAGAGAAGAGCCCAGUCAGGGAGCCAAUUGAUAAUCUGAGUCCCGAGGAGCGUGAUGCCCGAACAGUUUUCUGUAUGCAGUUAGCUGCCCGCAUUCGGCCUCGAGACCUGGAGGACUUUUUCUCUGCUGUUGGCAAGGUGCGUGAUGUACGUAUCAUCUCAGACCGGAACUCACGUCGUUCUAAGGGCAUUGCCUACGUGGAAUUCUGUGAAAUCCAGUCUGUGCCCCUGGCCAUCGGGCUGACUGGGCAGCGGCUGCUGGGCGUGCCUAUCAUUGUGCAGGCCUCACAGGCUGAGAAAAACCGACUGGCGGCCAUGGCCAACAACCUGCAGAAGGGCAGUGGUGGACCAAUGCGCCUCUACGUGGGCUCUCUGCACUUCAAUAUCACAGAGGACAUGCUCCGGGGCAUCUUUGAGCCCUUUGGCAAAAUUGAUAAUAUUGUCCUGAUGAAGGAUUCAGAUACAGGCCGCUCUAAAGGUUAUGGUUUCAUUACGUUCUCUGACUCUGAGUGUGGCCGGCGGGCCCUGGAACAAUUGAAUGGCUUUGAGCUUGCUGGUCGGCCUAUGAGGGUCGGCCAUGUGACUGAGCGACUGGAUGGUGGCACAGAUAUUACUUUUCCUGAUGGAGACCAGGAGCUGGAUCUGGGAUCAGCAGGUGGACGUUUGCAGCUCAUGGCCAAAUUGGCAGAAGGUUCUGGAAUCCAGCUGCCAAGCACAGCUGCUGCCACUGCCGCUGCCGCCCAAGCUGCUGCCUUGCAGCUGAAUGGAGCAGUCCCCUUGGGGGCCCUGAACCCAGCAGCUCUGACUGCUCUGAGUCCAGCCCUGAAUCUCGCCUCUCAGGCACUUGCCUCCCAGUGCUUCCAGCUUUCCAGCCUCUUUACCCCUCAGACCAUGUGAGUCUCUGGACCUGGCUCAUUUUAGUCUCUGGUUAUUUUCUUUCUUUUGUUUUCCAUUUACCUCUUCUCCUUGCCCCAGGUAAAUCAGUGGCACAAUACACUGCCUCCCUGUGCCUCUGGGUCCUACCAGUCCCUUCUCCACAUUUACCCUCCUACGGCCUCUUCUCUCCAUUUUGUGGACCAAGCCAUCCUGAGGGCGUGGACAUUGACUCUGGGGGAAUUGGGGCCACGCUUAGACACCAAGAAGCGCUCCUGCCCCACUGGAAAUGGACUCUGCUGAGCAACUGCUAGUCAAAGAGAACAAGAGUUACUGAACACCUAUUUCUCCACGUAUAUCGUCUCCUGGGAUGAUCUUCAUUGCCUUUCCAACCACCUCUUAGUGAUUCCUCGAUUCCUCCUCUGUUGGGAAGGCCAUAGGGCAUUAACUGAAGGAACGAACUUCUCUCCUUUUCCUAUACCUUUACCCUACAAUUUUGUCAAGGCAAACCCUUAGGCCCUCUGGUCCAAGAGGACUCGGGAGUUGUGGGGUCAACCUUAAAGGUGCUGGCUUGCUGCUGAAGGGCCCUGGAAGAUAGCAUGAGCACGUAUGUGCAUUGUGAAGCCUGCCUUAGACCUCAGGCUGGGGCCAGAACUACUGUGGGCGCAGCCUUUUGCUGGGAGCUGUGAGAAUGACCAGUCCUGCCAGGCAUUUUGGAUGUCUUAGGGGCAUUCAGGAGUUUAGCAAAAGAUGGGGUGUAUCUUUCCAGUGUCUCCCGUCUUCCUUUGUAUAGUUAGUUGUCCUUCCUCCCAGGUCCUUCCUUUGGUCCAGGGAGGGAGGAUGUGCCUCUACUGUGGGCUCAACCGCAGCGUUAAAGCCGCUCCUGUCCCCUACCUGGGCUCGUGUGAGCCCUUCUCACUGGAUUUUAUACCCUUGUGUCUGUGUACAUAAAUAUAUAUAUAUAUAUAUGUAUACAUAAACUUUGUACAAAAGGCAAGCCCUGCUGGUGUGGCGGCUGCUGCCCAUGUGUGUGUGGUCUC